Messenger RNA from Pelobates cultripes (western spadefoot toad), 982 nucleotides. The record is from the annotation of a GenBank genome assembly. Lineage: Eukaryota; Metazoa; Chordata; Amphibia; Anura; Pelobatidae.
AUGGCUUCACCAUAUAGGCUACAUUUAUCCACUGCUCCUUCUAGGUAUGUAUGAUGUUCACUUUUAUUAUUUAAAACUUCCUCUCAUGUUUUCGUGAUAUUCUCCAAUUGAUUUCUAGUAAUGAGGAAUGGAUAAUAUCAUCUCUUCCCAGGAAAAGAAGGGAGAAAGCUACCCCCUGUUCUGGCUGUGAAGGAAAGGCGGUAGAUGGGAAACAACUUUGUACGGAUUGUCUCCAGAAGAUUGCCACUUCUUCCUCCGCUAUAUCAUCCCAAUCUCCAGACAUACUGGCCUGGAUUAGAAACGAGGUCGCUCAAGGCAUCUCUGCUACUAUGGAGGUAAGAAACUGGGUUGAGAAGAGACCCAGACAAAGGCUGGACUCCUCUAACUUAUCCGAUUCAGAUGUAUUGGAACCCUCUGGCGAAUUCGAGAUCUUGGACCAGGUAGAUUACUGUGAGAGUGAAAGUGAAAUGCUUUCUGAAUCCCUGGAUUACAAAUCAGUGGAUAAACUGAUUCUUAUGGUAAGCAAGACACUUAAUUCCUGAUGAUACACACACGGUGGAGGAAUCAGAUAAGCAUUUUGCUGAUCUGCAGAAACAAAAGCUGUCUUUCCCACUCCAUAGAGCAAGAGAUAGUGAUGUCGGAAUGGAAAAGACCGGAGAAACAUCUUCCCUUCCAGGCAAAGCUCUAUCCAUUAGAGGAAGAGACCUCUAGGAUGUGGAUAACCCCACCGAAGGUAGAUGCUCCUAUCUCAAGAGUGGCAAGAAAUGUGAUGUUACCUUUUGACAGUUCCGCUUCAUUGAGGGAACCUAUCGACCGCAAGUUGGAUAUUAAUCUAUCCAAGAUCUAUACUGCUGCAGGAGCUGGCUGUCACCCUGCUGUGGCCCUUACGGCAGUGUCCAGAUCCAUGAAGAGUUGGCUGAGAGAACUGGACUCUGAUGUGGAAAGAGGUGUCAAAAGACAAGAUCUCUGUGACACAAUUUGA